Molecule: messenger RNA, 2329 nt
Organism: Pistacia vera
Lineage: Eukaryota; Viridiplantae; Streptophyta; Magnoliopsida; Sapindales; Anacardiaceae
Product: putative E3 ubiquitin-protein ligase XBAT31
Exons: 8
Coding region: 484-1863 (459 amino acids)
Molecular function (GO): protein binding
Source: RefSeq, a predicted model, not a curated record
UUCACUUUAGAGCUGUAAUUAAUUGACCAAAGAAGGAAAUGGGAAAAGAAGAGAAUUGAGUUGAUGGCUUUGAGUGGUAACAAAUGUGGUGAAAAUCUAAGGAAUCGGAGUUGUUGUCCCACAAAGAGGGGGAAAAGGGUUUAUUUUUCUUUAUUCAUUUUUUUUGCAGUGAACGAGGAAGAAAAAGUUGGUAAUCAAGUUCCUAAGACCGAAAGUUUACGUGAAUUUAGAAAUAUCAAAUUACUUGUAAAGAAUCUAAAUUGGACGAAAGAAUUUGAUUAUUAUUACCCGAAAUCUCGGUGGGCGGGACCAGACUCCGAGACAACUUUAAUACACACUUAAAUAGAUGGCCUUUAGCAUUAAAAAGAAUCAGUCUUUGACUCAUUGCCACCACUUAUAAGCCGCCACUGUAGUUGGUGGCGCGUGAUAUGGUCUCUGGGCUGUUCACAUUUACUGAUUUCAGAUAGAGGUGGAAGACAAGCGAUGGGUCAGAGAAUGAGUUGCAGAAAAGGCCAUGAACAUGCAUUGUUCAGUGCUUUGGAGGAUGGGGACCUGCAGUUGAUUGAGGCUAUGGUGGAGACUGACUCAACUGUUUUGCAGAUCACCAAUGGUUAUGGGAGACAAUCUGCACUGCAUUUGGCAGCUGCUUAUGGGCAGAUCGAGGUUCUUUCUAUGCUCUUGGAUCGGUUCUUUUUAUAUACCAAUCCAGAUGUCUUAAAUCGCUAUAAACAGACCCCAUUAAUGGUGGCUGCAAUGCAUGGGAAAGCAUCUUGUGUGAAGAAGCUCAUUGAAAGUGGAGCAUUUAUUCUGAAAUUUGAUUCUCUUCACGGAAGAACUUGCUUACACUAUGCUGCAUACUAUGGGCAUUCAGAUUGCCUGCAAGCCAUUCUUACUGCAGGCCGAACCAGUCCAAUAGCCAAUUCUUGGGGAUUUGCAAGAUUUGUAAACAUAAGAGACGAAAGCGGCACAACCCCACUUCAUUUGGCAGCACGCCAUGGGUGGUCAGCAUGUGUUCAUAACCUCUUAGACAAUGGGGCUCUUGUUUGUGCUUCAACUGGUGGAAAUGGCUACCCAGGGAGUACACCUCUUCAUUUCGCUGCUCAGGGUGGUUCUUUGGAGUGUAUACGGGAAUUGCUAGCUUGGGGUGCGGAUAGGCUUCAGCCAGAUGCAUUAGGGAGAAUACCAUAUGUAAUUGCAUUGAAGUACAAACAUCAAGCUUGUGCAGCCUUGCUGAAUCCUUCAUCUGCUGAGCCUCUUGUCUGGCCCUUGCAAUUAAGAUUCAUGACUGAUCUAAACCCAGAGGCAAAAGCACUACUAGAAAAGGCCUUGAUGCAAAGAAACGAAGAGAGGGAGAAAGCCAAUUUGAACAAGACAACCCACUCACCUCCAUCGCCUUCACCUUCUGAUGUUGAGGCCGAUGACCAUGCCUCUGAGGUCAGUGAUGUUGAGCUAUGCUGCAUCUGCUUUGAACGUGUAUGCUCAAUUGAGAUCAGAACAUGUGGCCAUCAAAUGUGUGCUCAUUGCACUCUAGCUCUGUGUUGCCACAAGAAACCUGACCUUACAACGGCUGUUCCUGAGGCCCCCACUUGCCCUUUCUGUAGAUGCAGCAUUGCAAACCUAGUUGUUGUCCAGAUUAUCAACAAUGCUACGGAGGUGGAAGUUAGUCCCUCCAAACCAAGGAGAUCUAAGAAGUCCAGGAAUUCUGGUGAAGGCAGCAGCAGCUUCAAGGGUUUAUCAACCAUGGGCUCAUUUGUUAAAAUAGGUGGUCGAAAUUCAGGAAAAGUUGCAGCUGAAUGCAAUGAAGCAACCGAUAAGUUUUUACAGAUGGCAGCUGUGGAUCCUCUUUCUUGCCUUGUAAGUUAAUAAAGUUGAAGUGCAUCAUUACUCAAAUCGCUUUGAAAUACUCUCAUUUGGGUACAAUUUUUCAAAUUCAUGGAGCAUAUGAGACAUGAGCGAGAAGAAAGGUCCAGCAAGCCGUUUUUGGUUGACAGUCCUAUUAUCAGUGUAAUCUGCUUCUCUUGAAAUUGGAGAAGCAGUAGAGUUUCUGGCUUUCCCUGCUCAAUUCUAAAUUUUGAUAUAGGGAUAAAGCCGAUUCCGAUUGUUCAAUAGCUACUGAAUCCUUGUAAAAUUCUUUACUUUUUCUUUGGAACAAAACUGUAGGAAAUCAUAGUCCUACUUAUCUAUCCUUAAUGUCCUAACAAAAGUUGGGACGUUUGGAAUUAAAAUUUUUCUUUUGAAAUUGCAGACAAGUUUGUAUGCUGUGAUGUCGUCUAAUUAUUGAAGUGAAUUGUCUGCUUUGAGACAAGGCAUUAAGUUCAUUAAGGAUGAC